AUGCCUCCGCCAGGCGACAUAGCGCAGAAAGCACGCCGAAGAGCAGCGGACAGCUCCCUGAAGCAGUGCCAUUGCGCGACCGCUCCACGCAGAGAAGACGCACAUCUUGGGCUGCGAGCCUCCCGGAUCAUCAGUAUUGCGCUCGAAUUACAGGCUCUCCAGACUCCGGCCCCAGACUUCUCCUCCCCACUCAUAGCCUCACUCAGAAUGGAUUCGGCAUGGCCUAUGACACCCGUUGCGCUUCCGGACGGGCCUCACUCCUACCCUCUCAGACGUUCGAACGCCCUCGAAACUCGAGCUCGUUGA
Molecule: messenger RNA, 306 nt
Organism: Glarea lozoyensis ATCC 20868
Lineage: Eukaryota; Fungi; Ascomycota; Leotiomycetes; Helotiales; Helotiaceae
Exons: 1
Coding region: 1-306 (101 amino acids)
Source: RefSeq, a predicted model, not a curated record